AUGGCCGACACUCCGCCAAAGCUUGGACCAGCACAGCGGAUACACGGUCCAGAAAAGCAGCAUUGGACCCCUUAUUCUGUCGCACCUGUUGGACUCGAUUCCCAUGAUUGCCAAAGACGGAAGCGGCCGCUUUUAGAUGCGGCAGCUCAGGGAUCAAAACAGAGCGCAGCUUUCCCUAACAAUGACGUUGAAUCUGCUCGCUGCCAGCAGCUGGUACUCGUAGGAAGCGGCGUCUUACGUCGAGUUUCGUUCGGAAUCUCUUCUGCCAGUAUACACAAACGUACACUAUCCGAAAUGUCAGACCCAAUACCCAUACCUGCAUCCAAGUCCGAGCCGGCAUUUGAUCCAAAUAGUCUUUCACCUCAAGUCUCUCGAACGGACACCUCUGGUUCACCCCCCGAAGGUAGCAAAACACCUAUUCUUGAUGCCUCGACCCCAGGCAGUCCUCGAAUAUCGAGGAAUCCGUCAUUCUCUGGUAGCAGCUCAUAUCAGGAAGAUUGGGAAGCGUUUCCCCCUUUAGAUAAACUAACAGUGUUCGAUCUGUUGGACAACUUUGCAUUACCACAGCAACUUGAGAAGUUACAAAGGAAUAUCACCGCCCAGACGAUGAAAGUCAAGAAACAGAGAGAUCAGUUGAAAACCAGAGGCGCUCACGCCAAAGAUCGUGUAGUCGAGGAAUGGCGGAGGAGGGUCCCACCAGCCGACGAACAGUUGGACAAAUAUCGGAGAAGAAUGCGCAAGAGUGUGGACAGACUUGGCGAGAGAUGGAAUGAUACCGCUACAGUCACUGCUCGGGAGAAGUUCUCGUUCAUCUGCGGUGUGAUGAAUGUCCUCAUAUCAGGAUACCUCAUUGGCGGAUAUCCCGAAUACUUCCAUUGGUGGUAUACAGGCCAACUCUUCUACUUCAUGCCCAUCCGGUUUUACACCUAUCACAAGAAGGGCUUUCACUAUUUCCUCGCAGAUCUAUGUUAUUUUGUCAAUUUCAUGGUCUUCCUUGCGAUCUGGAUCUUCCCGAACUCGAAAAGGUUGUUCAUAAGCACCUAUUGUCUAGCAUUUGGAAAUAAUGCUGUUGCGAUUGCGAUGUGGAGAAAUUCCUUGGUAUUUCACAGUUUCGACAAGGUUACGAGUUUGUUCAUCCACAUAAUGCCUUGUGUGACUCUCCACUGCCUGGUUCAUCUUAUUGAACCUGCAUUUCAACAGAGUCGAUUUCCAGGAAUAUGGUCCAUCAGGACUUCGCCUGUUGGUUCUAAAGAACAUUACUCACUGCUCGCCAUGACUCUUUGGUCGACCAUUCCAUAUGCUAUCUGGCAACUCUCCUACCACUUCUUGAUUACAGUCAGAAGACGAGAGAAGAUUGCGGCUGGCCGGCCAACAUCCUUCACGUGGCUACGAAAAUCCUACUCCAAGGUCUGGCUCGGCAAAGUUGUACUUUCCCUACCAGAGUCUUUGCAGGAACCCGCCUUCAUGCUGAUCCAGUACUCCUAUGCAGUUCUGACAAUGGCUCCUUGUCCAAUCUGGUUCCACUACCGAUACGCAUCAGCCGCUUUCCUGACAGCAGUCUUCUGCUGGUCCGUUUAUAACGGCGCCACCUUCUACAUCGACGUCUUUGGCAACCGUUUCCAGAAGGAAUUGGAGCAGAUGAAACGUGAAGUCGCCAAAUGGCAGAGUUCUCCGGAUCUGUUGACAAGUCCAUUGAUGACGCCCAGGACGGAAGCAAGUACCGAGUUAGGUGAACAAGUUGAGAAGCUCUCGUUAUUGAAUGAGCAAUUGGGCGCUACUGGUAUUGAUGGUGGCGCGAAGGACGUUGCUAAGGAGAGGAAGAUUGGUGAUUUACCUGCUUAA
Glarea lozoyensis ATCC 20868 is the source of this 1842-nucleotide messenger RNA. RefSeq lists its product as uncharacterized. Gene Ontology annotation, biological process: phosphatidylcholine biosynthetic process. The transcript has 3 exons. The coding region runs from base 1 to 1842 and encodes 613 amino acids. The record is from RefSeq and is a predicted model, not a curated record. NCBI's taxonomy places the organism in Eukaryota, Fungi, Ascomycota, Leotiomycetes, Helotiales, Helotiaceae.